This is a messenger RNA of Durotheca rogersii, 3470 nucleotides long. RefSeq names its product glycoside hydrolase family 3 protein. Lineage: Eukaryota; Fungi; Ascomycota; Sordariomycetes; Xylariales; Xylariaceae. Gene Ontology annotation, molecular function: hydrolase activity, hydrolyzing O-glycosyl compounds; acyltransferase activity, transferring groups other than amino-acyl groups. The transcript is spliced from 7 exons. Gene Ontology annotation, biological process: peptidoglycan turnover; carbohydrate metabolic process. Bases 196 to 3054 code for a protein of 952 amino acids. The record is from RefSeq and is a predicted model, not a curated record.
CCCUGGGGAUUGCCGACUUGCUCGCCUAGCCGACCUAUACUCGUUCUUCCUGGGAAUCUACUACAUGUUAUCACGACUGAUGUUGAUGGUUCCUGCGUACCCCCCAUGUAUCCGUAGACCGUCCGGCCUGGGGACAUCUCUAUAGACGCCUACAAGUGUAUGAGGUGAGGGUGUGGCGAGAUACGACUCCUCACCAUGACCAAGUCAGAGGGGGAUCUUGACCCACUAUGGCAAGACCUCGAUUGGGCGAUUGGCCAGAUCCUGAUUAUGGGAUGGGAUGGCACCGAAGUUACACCCCAAAUCAGAAACCUCAUCGAGAACCAUCACCUCGGUUCUGUCAUCUUAACAGCUAAGAAUCUCAAAUCCGCGGAGCAGACUGCAUCUCUGGUCCAGGAACUUCAGACGAUAGCCCACCAAGCCGGACAUCCUCAGCCGCUGUUGAUAGCCGUCGACCAGGAGAAUGGAGGCGUCAACAGCCUGUUCGACGAGGACUACAUCUGUCAGUUCCCCAGCGCGAUGGGUAUCGCUGCGACGGGAAGCAUAGAGUUGGCAUACAACGUGGCGAAGGCCACGGCCACCGAAGUAUCGGCUGUCGGCGUCAACCUGAUUCUCGGUCCUGUCCUGGACGUCUUAACCAACGCUCGGCACCAACCCCUCGGCGUCCGGGCAACCGGAGACGACCCCCAAGAAGCCUCCCAGUUCUGCAUCGCAGUCAUCAACGGAUUCAAGGAUGCCGGGGUGGCGACCUGCGGGAAGCACUUCCCGUCGUACGGGAACCUUGACUUCCUCGGGUCAAGCUUGGAUAUGCCUAUCAUUACGCAAACCCUCGAAGAGCUCAGCCUUAGUGCUCUCGUGCCGUUCCGCAACGCCAUAAGCGCGGGCCGGUUAGACGCCAUGUUUGUCGGCGGGUGCGGGAUCCAAAACGCCGGGAUGAAUGUCAUGCACGCUUGUCUCUCGGACCAAGUCGUGGAUGACCUCCUGAGGAACGAGCUCGGGUUCAAGGGCGUCGCUAUCUCGGAGUGUCUCGAGAUGCAGUCGCUCAUCCAAGAGUAUGGCGUCAAGGGGGGUACCGUCAUGGCCGUCGAAGCGGGAAACGACUUGGUGCUCCUAUGCAGAGCGCACGACGUGCAGCUGGAAGCUAUCUCGGGGCUGAAGUUGGGAAUCGAGAACGGGAUUAUCUCUAAAGAGCGGAUUCACACCUCCGUGAAGCGAGUUCUGCGGCUGAAAAGUGCAUGCACGUCUUGGCAAAAGGCUCUCAACCCCCCCGGGCUGUCCCUGCUCUCAAAGAUACAUAGUUCACACCACGCGCUCUCCCGUAUGGCCUACGACCAAUCCAUUGCCGUGGUUAGGGACAGAGAAAACCUGCUCCCGCUCUCACAGAGCCUGCUGCAGGGGGAGGAACUCCUACUACUAACACCCCUCGUUAAGCCCCUGCCGGCCUCGGCAGCUACGAAAAGCAUGCUUGAGAAGGCAGCCGCCAAAGCGUCCUCCAUACACGAGCGGUGGGUUCACCAGGAGCGCGGGGCGAUCAUGAGUGGAGAAAGCGUCUUUCGAGAGCUAGGCAGGUCGAUAGCGCGGAUACGCAACGGCAAGCUUCUCCACACGUCUUAUACGGCCAACGGACUUAGACCAGUGCACGAGAACUUGAUAAACCGGGCAUCGGCGAUCAUCAUCGUGACGGCGGACGCGAACCGGAACUUGUACCAGACGGGGUUCACGAAGCACGUGGCGAUGAUGUGCCACAUGCUGCGCAGCACGGGGCAGAAGAAGUCGCUGAUCGUGGUGGCGGUCAGCUCGCCGUACGACUUCGCGAUGGACAAGUCGAUCGGGACGUACGUGUGCACGUUCGACUUCACGGAGACGGCGAUGGCGUCGCUCGUGCGCGCGCUCUACGGCGAGAUCGUGCCGCAGGGGUCGAUGCCGGGCACGAUGCGCAAGAGCAAGAAGGUGUCCAAGACGCGGCAGCAGUGGCUCGUCGAGAACUACGACCGCGAGCGCGACGGGGCCGCCCUCGCCGAGCUGCUCGCGACGCUCGCGCGCUCCAGCGCCCCCAGCCUGCCCUACGCCGCCGCCACGGCCCAGUCCUUCGAGCUGCGCGCGCCCGCCGUCGACGAGGCCCACUUCGUCGUGCGCAACAGCAGCACCGGCACCCUGUACGGCUUCGUCGCGACGUACGCGACCGGCGGCAUCGGCGCCAUCGGCGCGCUCUUCGUGGACCCGGCCAAGCGCAACGUGUCUAUCGGGCGGUCGCUGCACCGGCGCGCGAUGCGCGCGCUGCUCCAGCGCCCCGGCGUGCAGAAGCUCCAGCUCGGCUUCUCCUUCCCCGGCGUGUUCCCCGGCGUGCCGCUGGACCUGGACACGGACGACGCGAGCGUGGCGGGGGCCGGCGGCGGCGGCGGCGCGGGCGCAGGCCCCGGCAGCGGCAGCGGCGGCAUCAAGAGCUGGUUCGACAACGUCGGCUGGGACACGCAGUUCCCGCGGCGGCUGACCAACAUGGCGAUCGAGGACCUCGCGUCGUGGACGGCGCCCGAGGGCCUGCUGCCGAGCAUCCAGCGCGCGAACGUGAGCUUCGACCUGAUCCACGGGCCGGACAACGCCGAGUCGGUGCUGGCGCACGUGGGCGCGCACGCGGGGCCCGAGGUGGCGGAGCUGUACCGGUUCGCGCUGCAGGAGACGAACACGAGCGGGGUGGUGCGGGCGAAGAGCGGGGCGGCGGCGGCGGCGGCGGCGGACGGCGCGCUCCUGGGCACCGUCAUCAUCUGCACGGCGGCGAGCCGGCUGUCGACGUACCUGCCGGCGCUGCGCGGGCACGGCGCCGAGGACGUCGGCGGCAUCCUCGCCCCCGUCGUCCCGGCCUCGCCGCAGGCCACGCUCGUGCUCCAGGGCCUCGCCUUCAUGGGCGUGCGCCAGAACAAGGCGCACAAGUCGGCCAAGAGCGUACUCAGCUGGGUCCUCGACGAGGAACACGAACCGCUCGAGGCGAUGGGCUUCGAGGUGCAGCAGACGUUUGACGAAAUUACCAAUUCACCCGACAACUGGUCUGAUUUGAAUUGAGCGAUUCCUUUCCCUUGGACAAGCCCGUCUGCAUACUAUUUUCUAUUAGCCACGGAGCGGAUGUAUUUGUGUUCCCUUCUUUUCGCUUCAUCCAUCUUUUCCCCCCCUUCCCUUAAGCUAAGACGAAAAGGAGAGCACUGCGGAGCCUUACCUGGAUUUUCCCAAUCGAUACUGGCAAACCUAUCUUUAGAAUUUUGAACGAGCGCAAUGGUUUUUCUUUCUUUCCCACCCCCACGUACCUCAUCAUGAUAUAUCUACAUUCGUAUUUAUAUUUAUAUAUUUACAUCGAUGUGCAUUCGGCGCAUUAGCAGACGUCAGGUGUUGGCGAGCUCGAGAAAUGCAUGGUGACCGAGCGAAAGGGUGAAGGAGAGGAGAGGACUAGGAGGGUGGUUGGGAUCGCGACCAGCAUCCAAUGA